This is a messenger RNA of Manis javanica (Malayan pangolin), 1075 nucleotides long. RefSeq names its product phenazine biosynthesis like protein domain containing (gene PBLD). Gene Ontology annotation, biological process: biosynthetic process. NCBI's taxonomy places the organism in Eukaryota, Metazoa, Chordata, Mammalia, Pholidota, Manidae. Gene Ontology annotation, cellular component: cytoplasm. The record is from RefSeq and is a predicted model, not a curated record. Gene Ontology annotation, molecular function: isomerase activity.
AAGUAAAGCAGGCUACCAGCAAUUCUGAGAGCCUGCAAAACCAGCUUGCAAGAAAAAUGAAGCUCCCUAUUUUUGUAGCAGAUGCAUUCACAACAAAAGCAUUUCGUGGGAAUCCUGCUGCUGUUUGCCUCUUAGAAAAUAAAUUGGAUGAAGACAUGCAUCAAAAAAUUGCAAGAGAAAUGAACCUCUCUGAAACUGCCUUUAUCCAAAAACUGCACCCAACUGACAACUUUACACAAAGUUCCUGCUUUGGAUUAAGGUGGUUUACACCGGUGAGUGAGGUCCCUCUCUGUGGCCAUGCUACCCUGGCUUCAGCAGCUGUGCUGUUUCACACAAUAAAAAACAUGAACAGCACUCUCACCUUUGUCACUCUGAGUGGAGAACUAAAGGCCAGAAGAGCAGAGGAUGGUAUCAUCCUGGACCUGCCUCUUUAUCCAGCCCACCCCCAGGACUUUCAUGAAGUAGCGGACUUGAUAAAGACUGCUAUAGGUGACACUCUAGUCCAGGACACCUGCUAUUCUCCAGAUACCCGAAAGCUCCUCGUACGGCUCAGUGACACUUACAGCAGGUCAUUUCUGGAGAACCUGAAAGUGAAUACACAGAAUCUCCCACAAGUGGAAAACACAGGGAAGGUGAAAGGACUUAUUCUCACCCUUAAAGGAGAGGCUGAUGGGCAGACCCAAGCAUUUGACUUUUACUCCAGAUAUUUUGCACCAUGGGUCGGUGUGGCUGAAGACCCUGUAACAGGGUCUGCACAUACUGUUCUCAGCAGCUACUGGUCUCAGCAACUGGGGAAGAAAAACAUGCAUGCUUUUCAGUGUUCCAGCCGAGGAGGAGAACUGGAGAUUUCACUGAGCCCUGACGGCCGAGUUGACAUUAGGGGAGGCGCUGCUAUUGUUUUAGAGGGCACACUGACAGCCUAGAAAGGUUGUCUGUGAUGCUGUUAUCCUUAAAUGACCAAGUAUUUUCUGCAUAAAAAGAAACAGAAGGGACUGCUGUUAGCAAACUUGCAUAGUAGUCCACUUAAUCCUCAUGUUAGCAAUAGAAAAAUAAAGACAUAUUAAUGGAAAUUUAA